This is a messenger RNA of Sesamum indicum (sesame), 1372 nucleotides long. RefSeq names its product protein STRICTOSIDINE SYNTHASE-LIKE 4. The record is from RefSeq and is a predicted model, not a curated record. Lineage: Eukaryota; Viridiplantae; Streptophyta; Magnoliopsida; Lamiales; Pedaliaceae. Gene Ontology annotation, molecular function: hydrolase activity. Gene Ontology annotation, cellular component: endomembrane system.
GCUUUCUUGUUUUCAAACUGACAGAAACUGCGAAACGAAUUCAAGUCUCUUCAGCUAGCAAUCAUCUCAUAUUUUCAAAACACACCCAAGAAACAUUAAUCACACUAAAUUCUGCGGGAUCCCAUGGCCAGGACUCUGACAGAUCGGCCGAUAACAUGUAACUGGGGAAUUUUAACAGCUAUUUUACUGGCAGUUUCUCUACAGAUAUUUCUCUUCUCAUCAUCAUCUCCCGGCGUGCUUCAAAUCCCCCCACCCUCUUCCGUUUUGCCUGCUCCGUCCAACGGCAGACUUCAGGAAGUGAUCAAACUAGGAGAAGGACUGCUGAAGCAGCCAGAAGACGUGGCCGUGGACAGGACGGGAGUGGUGUACACGGCGACGAGAGAUGGGUGGAUCAAGAGGCUGCUGAGAAACGGGACGUGGGAGAGUUGGAGGCAAAUUGAGAGUACGAGCUUACUGGGACUAACCAUUACGACGGACGGCGCUGUGGUUGUAUGUGAUGCAGAGCAGGGUUUGCUUGAGGUUAGUGAAGAGGGUGUGAGGGUUCUUGUGUCGCAUGUUGAUGGUGCCCAGAUAAGGUUCGCGGAUGAUGUGGUUGGAUCAUCCGAUGGCACACUGUAUUUCAGCGUCGCAAGCGCAAAACACAGCUACGGGGACUGGCCACGGGACAUGGUGGAGGACAAGCCUCACGGUCAGCUUCUAACGUACGACCCUUCAUCGAACGUAGCAUCUGUGCUUCUUGAAGACCUCGGAUUUGCAAACGGUGUCGCCCUCUCUGCAAACGAGGACUACGUAGUUGUCUGUGAAACGUGGAAAUAUAGAUGCUUGAAAUACUGGGUGAAAGGGGAUGUGAAAGGGCAGACAGAGAUCCUCAUUGAUAAUCUUCCUGGAGCCCCUGACAACGUAAAACUUGCUCCAGAUGGCUCUUUCUGGAUCGCCUUGUUAGAGAUUGUUCCAAAUAGGCUGAGAUUUGUGUGCGGAUCAAGGGCGUUCAAAUACUUGAUAAGGGGUAUUCCGAAGCUGGGGCAUUGGGUGGUUGGUGCAUACAAUAGAGCAAUGGUAGUGAAUGUAGGAAGCGAUGGGAAGAUAAUAAGGGGGUUCGACGAUCCAACGGGGAAGGUGAUGGCCUUCGUGACAUCUGCGCUGGAGUUCGAGGGGCAUUUGUACUUGGGGAGUCUUCACACUGAUUUUGUGGGAAAAUUACCAUUGUAACGUACAAGAGAGCUUUGUUCAUACUUGGUCGAGUUUGCUAUGUGUGCUCAGACGUUCGAGUGUUUUGUAAUAAUUUCUACUUUUAUAUGUAAAUAAGUUAUUAAAAAAUGUUGUAAGUUACGUGUUAGCAAAAGUUGGUGGGUAACUGCUUAUUAGUUGUAAA